Molecule: messenger RNA, 621 nt
Organism: Diorhabda sublineata
Lineage: Eukaryota; Metazoa; Arthropoda; Insecta; Coleoptera; Chrysomelidae
Exons: 3
Coding region: 1-621 (206 amino acids)
Cellular component (GO): extracellular matrix
Source: RefSeq, a predicted model, not a curated record
AUGGGUUUUGUGAAGGCAGUUUUGAUCUCCUUGGUAUUUUUGGAAAGUCUAAUUUUGACUCAUUCAAGGAUAAUCUUCCAGCAUCAACAAGAAGAAGAUCAUGGAGAUAAAGAAGUACAAUAUUCGCAAUAUUACGGUCAAGAAGAAGGGAAUACAGGUGUUGUUUAUAACCAACAGCCUGUACAAAUAUCCGGAAAUCACCACGGAUAUGAUUUACACAAGCAAGAACAUAUUGACUACUAUGCCCAUCCGAAAUACUCUUUCAAAUACGGCGUCAAUGAUUACCACACAGGUGACAUAAAAAGCCAGCACGAAUCUAGAGAUGGUGAUGUCGUCAAAGGCCAAUAUUCUUUAGUAGAGCCAGAUGGAUCUAUAAGAACUGUUCAUUAUACUGCCGAUAAUCACAAUGGUUUCAACGCAGUAGUAGAAAAAUCAGGACUAUCAAAACAUUUUGAAGGUAGAACAUUAGUACAUACACCUCAAUCUCAUAUUCAUGAGAAUCAAGAGGAAGAGCAGCAUGAAGUACCAAAUUAUCAUCAAUAUUUAGAAGGCGAAGAAGCAGAUUUGGGACACCAACAGGAAAAUGAGGGAGCUAAUACUUAUGGAGAAAGUCAUGAAUAA